Messenger RNA from Knipowitschia caucasica, 267 nucleotides. The record is from the annotation of a GenBank genome assembly. NCBI's taxonomy places the organism in Eukaryota, Metazoa, Chordata, Actinopteri, Gobiiformes, Gobiidae.
AUGAAAAAGAACGGUAAAGGAAAGAAGGAGAAACCCCCGGUCUGCGACUCGGACUCUAGUGGGGAGGAGGAGACCGGGAGGAAGAGAGUUACCUUAGCGGUGGUAAAGACAAAGUCGAAAGAGAAGAGUCAGAAAUCUAGGAAGGAGAUUCCCUGUGAUCCACGUACUCUGGACGCAGAGCAGUGGAUGAGGGAAUGUUUCCCCCAUUCAGUGCAGUUCAUAAAGAAAUGGCAAAAACGAUAUGAAUGGUGGCAGCCCACAUUCUAA